Choloepus didactylus (southern two-toed sloth) is the source of this 7793-nucleotide messenger RNA. RefSeq names its product adenylate kinase 4 (gene AK4). Gene Ontology annotation, biological process: nucleobase-containing compound metabolic process. Bases 1622 to 2137 code for a protein of 171 amino acids. The record is from RefSeq and is a predicted model, not a curated record. Lineage: Eukaryota; Metazoa; Chordata; Mammalia; Pilosa; Megalonychidae. Gene Ontology annotation, molecular function: AMP kinase activity; nucleoside diphosphate kinase activity; ATP binding. Gene Ontology annotation, cellular component: mitochondrion; cytoplasm. The transcript is spliced from 5 exons.
GGUUUAUGGGGUACAGAGAGGUAAAACAAGGUCUGUUCCUUGAAGGAGCUGCUGCUUUAUUGGGAGAGGCAGGCAAAUCAACAAGUGCAAAAGAAGUAAUGAAGGCUUCAAGAUAAUGCCUGUGUUGGUCCUAUAGUAGGGUAUGAGCAGUUUAUCCAGCGUUUAGGAGGAGGAGAGUUUAGGGAAGGCCUUUUAGAGGAGGUGAUUCCUGGGCUGAGUUUUAACAAAUGAAUCCAGCUACCAGGUGAGGAAAUGGGGUGGUAAGGCCACAAGAAACAUGUGCAACUCUUCUUGUAGGGCUUGUUUGUGGUCCAUAAGAGAUCAUUGCUUUUAUGGCUUGGACACACCUUUUGUAGUUUCAUAUUAGCCCUUAUUCAUCUCUGUUUACACUAUCAAGGGAAAGAGUUAUUAUAGUAUUUACCCAUCAACUUUUUCAGCUUUUGUUACUUAUACUUUCCUCUAAGAUACAAGCAAAUUUACUGUUAUCACAGUUUUGAAAACGUUUAAACUUUGACUUCAAAAAGUUUCUGGAACUGAAGCGAUGGCAAGUGAUCCUGAAACCAGUAAAUUGGACACCAAACUAUUAGCUAUAAAUCCACCUGUUAUGAAGGGCAUAUUGAAUGAAUUACCAGUUUCUUUUAAAAUCUGCCAAGUAAAUUGUUAAAUGAUAUGUUAUGCUAGUCCACUCUUUAGUAAUCAGUGCUUUGGUCCAUUUUGUGAGAAGAGUUAAGGACUUGUUAAGUUUUGGAUGUUGUACAUUCACUGUGAUCAGGUACCUCGGGUAUGAUAUCAUGUGAUAUCACAACCAUUUUCCUUUAGCAAGCUAUUUUUUUAAAUGCAUGAGUAGGUAGUAGAGACUUAUAUUACUCUGUGCUUUUCCCCCCUCCACUUGAUGUUUAGUCCUCAGGUUGGCCUUUAAGACAUAGUACAAAAGGUCUCAUUUGUACAGGAGUUCAGUCAGGUGGCUGGUGUUAUAUUUUAACAGUCUCACCUCCAGAUUCUAAGAGUUCUUGUUAUAGCUAAACAACAUUUCUGACAGUAAGCAUCUGUUACUUUAGCCUGAGACUAAUAGUGUCAAAAUAAUGCAAAGUCACGGCUACUCAUCAGAUUCUCAAGCAGCUAGAAGUCAACUGUUUUCUGGUAUUCAGCACUUUCUUAUUGGGCACCAGCAACCUGUAACCCUGGCACUUUGUAAUUCUUGUAACUUGGUCAUCAUAACAGGUAUUGCAAUGGAGCAAGCAUGUACCAGGCCUUGGACCAACUAAUUUAUGCGUAUUAUUUCUAGUCCACAUCAAAUCUACAGAACAGUUGGUAUCACAUCAUUUUUCAAAUAAAGAAAUGGCCUCAGAGAGGGUAAGUAACUUGCCCUAGGUCAAACAGCUAGUUAAAUAGAUAAACUGGCAUUCAAACCUGGGACUUCAGGACCAGGACUAAACUUUCCAUUAUGUUGUGCUACCAUCUGAGAACUCCAAAUAACUAGUGAAUUCUCUACUUCAUGUCUUGUGUCUUGUAAAUGCCAUAGUGGAGCAGUGGAUAGCAGAGCGAUCAACCCAGCCUUGUUCUCCCCAAGUGGACUGAGAUUCAGCAGGCCCUUUAUGGGAAGAUUAAAGAAGUUGGUGAUAUGGCAAAACAGUACAUAGAGAAAGGUCUUUUGGUUCCAGAUCAUCUGAUUACACGCCUAAUGAUGUCAGAGCUGGAGAACAGACGCGGCCAGCACUGGCUGCUAGAUGGUUUUCCUAGGACAUUAGUGCAGGCUGAAGCCCUGGACAAAAUCUGUGACCUGGAUCUAGUGAUCACUUUGAAUAUUCCUUUUGAAACACUCAAAGAUCGUCUCAGCCGACGUUGGAUUCACCCUCCUAGUGGGAGGGUAUAUAACUUGGACUUCAAUCCACCUCAUGUACAUGGGAUUGACGAUGUCACUGGUGAACCAUUAGUUCAACAGGAGGAUGAUAAACCUGAAGCAGUUGCUGCCAGACUAAGACAGUACAAGGAUGUGGCAAAGCCAGUCAUUGAAUUAUACAAGAGCCGAGGAGUACUCCACCAAUUUUCUGGGACGGAGACUAACAAAAUUUGGCCCUAUGUUUACACGCUUUUCUUGAACAAGAUCACACCUGCUCAGUCCAAAGAAGCAUACUGAGCCUGCCCAAUGGAAGAACAGGAAGAUGUGAUCCUUCAUUCAAUUGUGUGUAUAGUAUUGGUGCAGUGUCCAAAUUAGAAGCUAGCUGAGAUAGCUUGCAGCAUCUUUUCUCAUUUAAAUGAACUGAUAUGAAAACUAAUGAGUAGAAAGAAAUCAUGAAGAGGCUCUGCUCUGCCUUUCAAAAGGAGGGAUACCUAUACAUGUUUAAGAUGUCUCUGCAUGCGUCUCAAGCCCUUCAAGAGAAAGCAAAGUACAGGCUGGAUUUCAAAUGGUGUAUCACCUGAGCUCUUGCUAAUUUUGAUAGCCAUGUUGUUGCUGUGCUAGCCUUUUACAUGUGAUGGUGGUGGUCUCUUGUUCUCCCCUUUCCCCCAAAAGAGCUAUUGAACCACAGCACCAGGGGCCUGAGGAUGCCAAGGGUUGUAGCCCAGGCUUUGUCCCAGGUUCUCUGGUAGUGCCUCCUGGUGACAAUAGGAUUGAAGCCAACUGCUCUUAGUAGGUGCUUCUCUGGUCUUGAGUGAUUAUGUCCGUGAUUCAUUUUUUUCUGAUAAGAGUGGCACCUUUUCUGCGUUCAUGCUUCAUAGAAUCUCUCCUUUUCAGACAUUCUGGUAUGAAAGGAUUUGGCUUCUACUAUUUUUGUUAGACUGUAUUUUUAACAUCUCUGUUCGUUUUCCUAGGCUAUUAAGUCAUACUAAUCAUGGUUGCUUUUAUCCUUCCCAAAUUCCUCUUUCCAAAGCUGAGAUGUAGGGGCCUCUGUAGAAUCUCUUCAUGCACUGAGCUAUGCAGAGGCUCUUAAACUGCUGGUCUGGCUGUCAUGAGUUGACACCACUCCUUUCUUUGAUUGUGAAAAAUAAAAUCCCCAAAGUCUUCUGGGAAUCCUCAAAAACAUCUGAAGUAUUUACCCACAUAAAUGUUGAGAAAUCAUGCCUAAUAUGUAGAAGUAAUGGUGUCAUAUGGAAUUACUUGACUGAAGAGUUCAGCUUUUUAUUCAAGACUUAAAAUGUAUUUUGGAAAUGCUGCUAAAUAAUGAUGCUAAAUAUUGGUCCUGUGAGUGACCACAAUCAUGUUUUAAAUAGUCGGUAAAGGGAAUGAAGCCUGUAGGGUUGAUGAAAAUGUUGCACUAGAUGGGCCUAGACCAAGUAUGACAGCUUUAUAAUAGGAAAACAAAAUCUUUACUUUUUCCUAUUCCAAAGAUAAUAUGAGGUAGCCAUAAAGUCUAGAAAUAUAGAUAAUACUAUUUUGUCAUGCAUUGUAAUAGCAUAUCAGCAAACCACCUAUUAAGGAUCUGCCUGGUUUCCAGACUCAGUGGCCACCUUGUAUAAUUCUUGCUCUCCUCUGGGAAGGACAAUGGCAUUUAUUCCUGUUGCCUUAAAAUAAAUGUCCCUUCUUCAUUUACCGUGAUUCUCCCCAGGGAGGGUCCUUUGUUAUUGCUGGGAGAAAUUCUAACUCUUCGUACUAGUGAGAAAAAAGAAAUCCAUUUCAGUAUUUCAGUGGUGUUGAAACACAUUAUUUACUUCCUAAAGGUGUUCCAGCAAAUACCCAGUCAGUUAACUGCCAUAUGUACUCUGUGCAGUAGGUAAUGAGUACAAAUAAUACUACUCAAAUUCUUGCUAGUUUCUCUCCCUUUGUCCCUUCAUGUGACUGUUCUUUGGCUGCUGUGGUAGAAACAUAGAUAAAUCUUCUCCUCUUUCUCCUAAUUACAGCAAAAUGAGAUUGUUUACUUUUUAAGUUUAUGCAAUUAAAAUGUCCAGUUGAGGUCUCUGAAAUGUCAUUACAUUUAUUGACUUCUGAGCACUUUAGAAGAGUUGUGUUUGAAUGCCAGUUGUUGUAGAUGGGGUGAAAAUUAGACGUAUAGGUAAUGCUCAGGUUAUCUGGGGAACCAGGUAUAGAGAAAAACAAAUCUGAUAUGAGGAAAAUUGCACAAUUUAAAUAGUACUGCUGUGCAGACUUUUUCCACAAACCAGGAAUAUAGAGUUAAAAUUAUCAUAUGGAUAAUUCAAGAGAGGAAAGUGUGUGUGCUUUUUUACAAGUGGAAAAAUAUUCAGACCUCUUUUUUCACUUCCCUUCGUGUUUAGCAGACACUCCAGUGUGAUCAUUGCCUUUGGAGUUUGGUGGAGAGGUAUGGAAAGCGGGAAAUGGUCUGUUUACUGAUUCCAUACUCUGUUCCAUCCAUCCCUGCUUCCCUGCUUCUUUCAAGACAAUUAAAACCAAUGUCUGAGUUGCGUGGCGUAUCGCGACAGUGUUUGCUAUUGCUGAGAUUACCUGACAGUUGAAGGUCCUUUGCUAAGUGAGACCAACCCUUUCCACGGUCUUCGAAAGGUGAUGCUUGUUUCAUGUUCACUGGCCUGAAAAAUCUGUUUCUGGCCUUCAACAACUCUCUAGUUUUCCCUUAAAAUGAUAAAAUUAAAGUUAUCUUGAAAGUAUUUUGAAAAAAUUAAAUUAAGGGACAGCUUUUCUUGGUUUCCCUCUACCACUACACAAGUGGUUCCUUCAUAUUUAAGCAGAAAGAUUAGUUUAAAUGGUCUCUGAGGUUCCUGCCCUGCCUCAUAUUCUGUGUUUCUUGCCAGCUUUUAAUUCAGUGUGCUUUUCAUUAUCCUAAUAGGCUUCCCAUUUACAUAGCGCUUAAAACACUGCUGUGUUUAACACCCUCUAACAUUAAUGCAAACUUAUAAUACACACCAUUUAUUGAAGGCCUGUUGAGUGAUGUGAUGCUGCUCUAGGACAUUCAUGAACAUCCUAUUUAAUGUUUCAAGCAUCCUGAGAGAUAGGCAUGAUCCCACAGGGAAAGCCAGAGUCAGAAAUGUGAAGUAUCUUGCCCAUCAUCCUGCUGCCGAGGAACAGUAUAGUCAGGACUCAAACCCAAGUUUUUCUGACACUGAAGCCUGAGUUUAUUCCUGGAAGUUCGUGGUUGAUCCUGUCCCAGGCAACCCAGGGCCCCGGGCCUGCAUGGUCCUGCUUCUAUUUACAAAUAUAAGAAUAGCAGAGUUCACUAUGGUGACAUUCAUCUCUGCAUGAGACUAUUCCUUUUAUUUUUUUCUUUUUUGUCUUUGCUUAAGCAAAGGAAGCUGCUAGAGGGGAGUCUGAACCCUUGAUUCUCCUCCAUAACUUCUCAUUUAUAAAUAAACUAAAAGGCUGUCAAAAUAGUCUGGGCUUGGGUCCAAGCUAAUCUGUGGAGGAGGCAAGCUCAUGUUCCUUCCCAGCCUUUGAUGUCCUUUAUGUUGUGCCUCUGAAGGGGCCUUUACCCUUGAGCCAUUCCCAAAUAUGUGCUGACACAUAGGCCUGGUAUCCUUGGAGCUCUCCAGAUGCUACUCACUCUUCUUCCCUGAGAGCAAAACAAAUCACCUUCUUGCCCCGACACAUAAACAAGGCCCUGCUGAUAAACAGAUCCUUCCUUAAGUGCUAGUGGGUGAACAGUGAGCACCUAAAAUGGAUAAACCAGGACAUUUGUACCAGCGUCCCUAUAUUACAGUACAUAUUAACAUGGUCCUGAAUACCAAAUUCAGACUUCUGCCCAAUAUCUGAUGUGGUAGCACUUGCUUAUCAUCCAGCAAUUUGGUUUCUUUCAACCAGGGAAGAUGCACUGCCUGUCUCUUCCUCCUCCUUCCCAGAGAUUGCUCAUUACUCAUUUGCCACCCUCCAAUAGCCAAACUCAAAUAAGCUCCAGCUUCACCAGGACAUGCUCCUCUCUUUGCUAGGGAAGAAAAAAAGGCGAGGACAGGGAGGAUUCUAGGAAAGAGGUACUGCUGUGGCUUUUCCUGACAUUUAAAAUGUUGAGACAGGAUAAUCUUAGAAAGAAAGAUGCUUACAUAAACCCAUAGGUCAGACUUUAAAAAUUUAAAAUUUUAAAUUUAGUUCAUCAGAACCUGAGUUCAACAUUUGGCUUUAGCCAUUUGUCUAAACAGUUUACCAGUCUGCUGGAGGUCUUGGCUUAAAUUAUAAAAACCACAGAAUUUUAAAUGUCUUGAUGUGUCAGCAUUCUUAAUAAAUAUUAUUUAUUUGGUACUUAUUCUUGAGUGAAAUGCAUUACGUGUUGUCUAGUUGAAUCCUUAACAGCUACUCUAAGAUGUAAUAGAUUUCAUUACCUCAAUUAUCCUGCCUCCUUGUAUUUAAAAACUGAAAUAGUCUUGUUUUUUAAACAUGUGUUUUCAUGUAUCUAUAAAGGAUUAAUCAGGAAAUUCAAAAGGGUCUUGCUUGUACCUUUCUCUAGUUUGAUUUCCCCAUUCUAAUUACUAGGUAAAACUUAAUGUAUUCACUCCAGCCUGGCACCUUUGCUUCACUCUGGUGCUGAAAGGAAAGGGCACUCGGUGGGUCAUGGUGGUACUCGCACACUAUAGAGAGGGCGUGUCUCCUUUGUACUGUGCUGGGUUACAGGAUCUUGGGAAGCAUUCGUGUCCAUCUGAUGACCUGCAUUGAUUACCUUCCAUUUAACAAACACCAUCCUCUCCUACUGCAGUUGAUUUUGCUGGAGGCAGUUCAUAAGGCAGAGUCGUGUAUGUAGUCUGAAUUGCUCUCUCUCUGUCUCCCUCCAUUUUUCAUGACUCCUCGGUCUCUUUGGUAUCUCAAAAGAAGAACCCAGUUAACCAAGAUUCCUCUUUAACACAGGAAUGUGGUCUGGCCAUAAGCUAUCAUCCCUUUCCAGAGAUAACUGACCCUGUCUGGCUUCUAAGUGAGAAGUGGGCAGGACACAGAUGUCAGGAAACCAUGAAGCUGUCUUUCAACUGUGAAAAAAAAAUCUGCUUUCUGCAUCUGUUGAGACAUAUAAUAAUUAAAACUGUUCAUAAAUGCCAUACUUUCUCUGUCUUAUAAUAAACUGCACAAUUCUUGACAAAAUAAGUACCAUAUCUGUGUGCUUCAGGGAAUCCCCCAAUUUGAUCAUUGUGUGUGUCUAUAUAGAGAGAAAUGGUAAAAUAUUUCCAAAGGGUGAAAGCUCUUAUAUGGAAUUCCUUCCUUUGGUAAUAAUUAGGCUAUUACAGGAAGCACAGUUUCAUUCUUGAAAUAAAAUAUUUCCAGAAUAAAGCUUUUCAAAGGCACAGCCUACCUUCUUGAAGGUUCUCCCUGGGGUUGGUGUGUGUCUAACUUCAUUUCAUAAAACCUUUCUUUUCUUCAACUUAAACCUUUGGCUAUAAAGUCAGAAACAUACUAGAUAAAAACAAAUUAUAUUUAAUUUAGAGAAGAGUAAAGGGAAGAACAAUGGAAACUCAAAUUCAGUCUUUAUGUAAGCUCCAAGGAUAUUAGGGUUUAGACGGUUUUUCUAGUUUUAUGAAGAUUUACUACUGAUUUUUAUAUAUUCUUUUUGAGAUGAGCAGAUCUCUGGGGAAAAUGUUGAGUUACAAUGGCAUUUCACUGUGAUCUCUCUCUAGGUCAAAUCAGUUCUCUAACCCAAUGAUGACUUGUCUCUCUGGUUUACUGUCCUGUGAAAUGUCAGCUCACAUUUCCCAGAAGUCAUAUGUUCAUGAUGAUUCAGAGUGCUCUUCUUCAGUGUGACAGUUGUAGGCCCUCUUGAUUUUGGUGUAUGUGCCUAAGUAUCUAAAUCUGUAGUCUAAUCUAUACAUGCUAUCCCAACUGUUAAUUGUAUUAUCGAUUAUUUGGUUAUCCUGCUUGAAGAGUGAUUCCUACUUUUCAAUUUGCUAGAAAUAAAGUUUUUUUUUCCUGCUUGUAA